Messenger RNA from Belonocnema kinseyi, 592 nucleotides. RefSeq lists its product as uncharacterized. The coding region runs from base 70 to 477 and encodes 135 amino acids. The record is from RefSeq and is a predicted model, not a curated record. NCBI's taxonomy places the organism in Eukaryota, Metazoa, Arthropoda, Insecta, Hymenoptera, Cynipidae. The transcript is spliced from 6 exons.
AUUGAGUUUUUUAUCCUCCGUUCAGAAAUCGAGGUUUCAGAUCAAACUUGUAGAAAAAUCCAGUACGAGAUGAUUAUCCAAAUAUUGUUUUUAUCUCUUCUCUUUGCGCAAGCAUUUUGCCGGGCAGAUUCAUGUUCGCCUUUAGAUCCAAAAUGUAAAUCAAGGUUGAUGACUUUAAGGGAAAUGAAGAAGAGGACAGGUCUUUCAGCUGGUGAUAAUAUGGACUAUCGGGCUGUCUAUAAAGAAGAUCUAAGAGAAGGUGGCCUUUCAGGUAACGAUAUUUUUAAUGGGUCCCAUCGAAAAUCUCAUACUGGUGGUGCAAAACAAGUACAUACAAAACAUCUUUACUUUGAUCCAGCUACUGGCCAGCCUGUGAACCUAGAACUCACAGAAGGACAAACUGAUAGAUUGAAUGCUUUUAUAACAAAGCUAUAUGUAGAGAACCAGAAGAGCCAGAGAUUUCCUACAAUUGCAUAAUUACGAACAAUUUCUGAAGUCAACAAAGGCUGGAUAUGUAAUUUAUAGCAUUGAAUUUACAAAUACUGAUAGCAAUGUACCCUGUAUUAUUUAUAAGAGCUUAAAAUAAAUUAAA